GCUGGCAGCGGGUCGGGCUGGAUGACCCCGGGGGGGCCCCGUCCAGCUAGCUCUGUGCUUGGGAUGCCAAGAGGGCAGGCCGGCCGGGGGAGGGCCUUGCCGAUGGACCCGGCGCCACCGGCACCCUUGGCCGUCCAGGUCCACGUGGCAGGUGGCACAAGGCUUUGGCAGCCCGGCGCUUGGAAGUCUGGAGUCUUUGGGGUGCUGCUGUUGGCAUCCCUUUGUCUCAAGAGAGCAGCCUUGGGGUCAAGUCAGAUUGGGACAGGUGUCAGAGCGUGCAGAGAAAGGGGCGCUUUCAGCCCACUUCCAGCGCAAAACAGACCCCAGGUGGAAAGACCCCCCCACUGCCCCCCCCUAGCAAAGGAGAGAGCACUCAGGAUGCUACUCCUGAGGAGCUGGUGUGUGUCACAUGCUGCUGGGACCGGGGAGGAGGUUCUUUGUCCCAACAGCUGUUCCUUGGCAGCUGUUUUGGAAUAUGUGGCCCACUAGUUCUGGUGUUGGCAUAAGGGUUCCUUCCAACCCUCUCCAAAAAUCUGGGUGUCUUCAGUGCUCCUAGAGCAGGCAUGUCCAACAGGUAGAUUGUGAUCUACCGGUAGAUCACUGGACGCCUGCGGUAGAUCACUGGCUCCCCCCAAAGAAGCUGAACAACUAUGGCUCCCUUUAAAAAAGCUCAACAUUUUACGUCCUCCCUGAAAAAACUCAACAACUUUGACCCAACACCCCCCCCCCAAAUGGGCCUUCCUUCUUCCUAAAAAAAAGACCAACAACUUUGACCUGAACCCCCCCAAAAGGGGUUAGAUCAUUGCCAGUUUUUAACUCUGUGAUUAGAUCGCAGUCUCUUGGGAGUUGGCCACCCCUGUCCUAGAGGAAAGAAGGGAGCCAGUGUGUUCUGCAAGUCCGGAACAGAUUGGGCUUGCAAGGCUGCCGUCCAGGCCUCUGUCCUCGUGGAGCGUGGCCAAGAGAUGAGGAGGCAACGGGGUCUGUGCCUUUGCUGUCCCUGACAGAGUGGGUCUUGCCCACCCUCUCUGCAUUGCAGCAGGGGGUUGGACUAGAUGACUCUGGAGGGCCCUCCCGACUCUGCCAUUCUGUGGCUCUUCCUGCUCUGCCUUCCCCGCAGGCCUCAUGUGGAUGCACCAGCUGGAGGGGGACGUCCGGCUGCGUCACACCUGUGAGCAGAGUGACGGCCUCCCGCGCUACGGCUGGCUGCUUCACGACGGCGUCAAUUUUGGGGUGCAGGAGAUCCAGGACGUUGGCCUCAGCCUGCAGACGGAGUUUGUGAAGCGGCCUGGGGGUCAGCACGGGGGAGACUGGAGCUGGAGGGUCACGGUGCGGCCCGAGAGAACUGGGCCCCCGGCUCCCUUCAUCUCUCUGCUCUUCUACAUGGCGACGGAUGGGCAGGGGUCUUUGCAGCCUGUGGUAGAGCAGAAGACGGGCCGCUUGGCAUCCCUGACAGGCACAACAGAGGAGCUGGGCCACUUCACCAUCACCUUCCAGCAGCCCACCAAUGAGGCUGGCACAGCACCUCUCUACGCCAGUUACAACUACCUGCAGGCACAGGCCGAAGGGCUGGACCGCCUGAGCGACGUGGUGAAAGCCAGCCUGACCCCUCGCUUCACCUUUGCCCCGCCAGGAGCCCCCAAGCGCCGCUACUUUGGGGUGGAAGCCUACCACCCCCCGGCCGGGGAGAGGGGGCUGCUGCCUCACAGCCAGCUGUUGGUGCACCAGGUGACGGUGUCGCUGCCUUGCCGCCUGGAGGUGCUCUUUGAAUCGGGCAGCGUGGGCGGCCGUGCCGGGCGGCUGGCGGGCGAGGCUCUGUCGCAGGAGCUGGGCCGCCACACGGCAGCCUUUGAGCGGCGCUUCGAGGAGGCCUUUGGCCUGGCCCGCAAGGGCUUCUCGUCGCCGGAGCAGAGCUUUGCCCGAGCCGCCCUCAGCAACAUGCUGGGUGGGAUGGGUUACUUCCACGGGCGCUCGCUGGUGCAGUCGCCCCAUGCCGAGCUCCCCCAGCCCUACCCGGAGGCGCCGCUCUUCACAGCCGUGCCCUCGCGCUCCUUCUUCCCGCGGGGCUUCCUGUGGGACGAGGGCUUCCACCAGCUGCUGCUGGCCCGCUGGGACGCGGCCCUCAGCCGAGACGUGCUGGCGCACUGGCUGGACCUCAUGAACGCCGAAGGCUGGAUCCCACGGGAGCAGAUCCUGGGCGCCGAGGCCCGUGCCAAGGUGCCCGCCGAGUUCGUUGUGCAGCACAGCAGUGCCGGAAACCCCCCGACGCUCUUCCUGGCGCUGCGGCAGCUGCUGGCCCAGGAAGCUCUGGGGACGGACUACCUGCGGCGCCUCUACCCGCGGCUGCAGAGCUGGUACGAUUGGUACAACAGCACGCAGGCCGGGCCGCUGCCCUUCACCUUCCGCUGGCGCGGCCGCGACCGGGACACCCAGGCGUUCCUGAACCCCAAGACGCUCACCUCCGGCCUGGACGACUACCCGAGGGCCUCGCACCCCUCGGAGGACGAGCGGCACCUGGACCUGCGCUGCUGGAUGGCCGUGGCCUCGGGCGUCAUGGCGGAGGUGGCCAUGCGUCUCGGGGAGCCGGCUGAGGAGUACCGUCACAUGGCGGAGGUGCUGUCGGACGGGCAGCUGCUCGACCGGCACCACUGGGCCGAGGCCCUAGGCACCUUUGCCGACUACGGCAACCACACGCAGGCGGCGGCCCUGGAGCGCGAGAAGCUGCGCCCCCCUCCUCCGGGGCAGCCCCUGCCCACGCCGCGCCUGUUGCGGGUGGUGCGGAAGCCGCCCCGGCUGCAGUUUGUGGGGGGCGCUUUUGGCUACGUGAGCCUGUUCCCGCUGCUCCUGCAGCUGCUGCGCCCCGACUCACCGCGCCUGGGCAGCCUGCUGACCGACCUGCGCAGCGAGAGGAAGCUCUGGACGCCCUUUGGGCUGCGCUCUCUGUCGCGCUCCAGCCCCUUCUACCUCAAGCACAACACGGAGCACGACCCCCCGUACUGGAGGGGCCCGGUGUGGCUCAACAUCAACUUCCUGGCCGUGCGGGCUCUGCAGCACUACGGCCGGCUGGAGGGGCCCUUCCGGGAGCAGGCGGCCGCCCUGUACCGGGAGCUGCGGGCCAACGUCGUGGGCAACGUCUACCGGCAGUACCUGGAGAGCGGCUACGUCUGGGAGCAGUAUCACGACGGCACAGGCAAGGGCCAAGGGUGCUACCCCUUCACGGGCUGGUCGGCCCUGGUGGUGCUCAUGAUGGCCGAGGAGUACUGAGCUUCUGAAAGUGCCUGUGCCACGCUCUUGGUGGGCGCGGUGCCCGCCUCCUCCCCUCAGGUGUUUUGAAUCCUGGGCAGCUGGCCGCAGCUGCUCUCCCUACACCUCCCUCCAGGAUCGGACUUCUGAUUUUCUAGCGAAAUAAAGCUGUGAAGCUGGAUGUGCCAGUGGCCUCUUGCGGGAAAGGAGCUGGGCUGUGGGAAGGUGCCUCCAUGGUCUGCUUUGGCAUUCCCUUGGGCUGCCACCUCUGGAGUUUGGAGCGGGGAGGGGAGAUAGAUGCCUUGGAGUCAGAAGCAAAGGCAACAGGAAGGGGGUUUGUGCGCUCAGAGUGGCUCACCCAGGGGCUGCUGGUGAAUCUGCACUUGGGAUUUUAUUUAUUGUUAAUUUGCAAAAUUUAUAUGCCACUUUGUUGUUUUUUUGGGGGGGGGGAACCUCAAAGCCUUUUAAUGUUUUUAGCUCCUGGGAGGGAGGAUUUUGACUGGGCCCGUUGCUUACGAUUUGGGGAGUGCAGCUACCCAAAGGCAAACGUGCUGCAAGUUAACAACUUUUUGAAGCCUUGGGGAUUAACGAGUUUAUGGUGCUACUAGUGUAAUUCAGCCCGUUGAGUAAACGGGCGCAGCGCUUCUCCA
Messenger RNA from Zootoca vivipara (common lizard), 3890 nucleotides. It is a transcript of the gene MOGS, whose product is annotated as mannosyl-oligosaccharide glucosidase. Lineage: Eukaryota; Metazoa; Chordata; Lepidosauria; Squamata; Lacertidae. Gene Ontology annotation, molecular function: Glc3Man9GlcNAc2 oligosaccharide glucosidase activity. The record is from RefSeq and is a predicted model, not a curated record. Gene Ontology annotation, cellular component: endoplasmic reticulum membrane. Gene Ontology annotation, biological process: protein N-linked glycosylation; oligosaccharide metabolic process.